CCCAGAAGGUCAUCUAGUCCAACCCCCGAAUUUGAUUUGAUAGGGUUUGAAUAUUAGUCAAACUUUUCGUCAAUACUCUGCUUUUUAUGGAAUAAUAGUAGAAAUAGUAGCACUAUUUGUUGAGUGAUACCAGAUAUUAGGACUUGCAUUAGUCAUACUAUCUAUUUUCGACUACAUUUUAUGAAUCACAUUUAUUUAUUAAAUUACACUUAUUAAAUGUGCCCUUUCAGAUGUCUCAGGACACAGAAUGUACACUAGAACGUAUUUCUGUUGGCCAUAUAGUAAAAGAAAUUUUACAUGUUUAUGUAUAAUGUAAAGUUAGUAACAUUUUAGGGGAGGUUUCAUGGUGAAGCAACGUUUACAUAGUGGUGUAAUAUUGGGCCAUGUCUACAUGGGAAUAUUCAAGAAAGUUAAGGCAAGUCUACUAAAGAUGGUGUGAACAUAAGUUAAAGCUUGUUUAACAUCAAUGUGGAUGAUUGGGUUUUAUUUCCUUAAAUAUGAACACAUCACUGUGGUGCUGUACUCUCUUUAUUGGCUCCCCAUCUAAUACAUUGUCGUGUUUAGGUCUUUGCCCUAAUCUUCAAAGUCCCCCAUUGGAUUGGCCCUGUCUAUUCGAGAGAUUGCUUCUCACCUUGCAACCAUGACUUCCCAGGGCAGCUAUAUUCAGUUGUAACAAUGAAACUGCCAGUCAACAAAGGGAAGCUCAUGAGAGCAGGAGACAACUUUCACAGGAGCUGGACCCAGCCUAUGGAACCCAUACCCUCAAAAGAUAAGAGUGACCCCCAGAUCUCACUGUUAAAUAUCCGAUCACGUUAUGGAUCCAACCAAAUCGGAAGGAUACAUGAGUUGGUGAGAAAGAACAUGGACUUCUGAGAACACUAACUUCCUAGAUGCUUAAAAUAGAAGAGCCUAGGAUUAUGGUGAUCAGUUACCAGUGGCUACAAAGAUGGAAGAGCAAUGGACCCCUCUACCUGUACCUAUAUAAAGUUUUAGAAAGCAGAGAGAACUUAAACUGAACCAAAUAAUUAUUUCAGCCAUGGGAGAUAAUGAAAGUUUUUGGGAGAGCUUGAUAUAUGCACAUCCUACCUGUGUAGCCUGGAAGCAAGAGGCAGAGGGAUCUAUCUACCAUCUAGCUAGUAUUUUAUUUGUUGUUGGCUUCAUGGGAGGAAGUGGAUUCUUUGGGCUAAUGUAUGUCUUCAGUUUGCUUGGAUUGGGUUUUCUCUGCUCUUCUGUAUGGGCUUGGCUGGAUGUAUGUGCUGCUGAUAUAUUCUCCUGGAAUUUUGUCCUGUUUGUGAUAUGCUUCAUACAAUUUAUUUAUGUAACCUACCAAGUUCGGAGUGUUUCCUUUGAAAAAGAAUUCCAGGAACUCUACAGUUCUCUUUUUCAGCCUCUGGGAAUCUCCUUGACUGUUUUUAGGAAGAUUGUCUUGUGCUGUGAUGCAGAAGUGGUUACUUUGGAGAAGGAGCAUUGUUAUGCUAUGCAAGGCAAAACACCUAUUGAUAAACUCUCUAUGCUUGUGUCUGGAAGGAUCAGAGUGACAGUUGAUGGAGAGUUUCUGCAUUAUAUUUUUCCCUUUCAAUUUCUGGAUUCUCCUGAAUGGGAUUCCCUUAGACCCACAGAAGAGGGUAUUUUCCAGGUAACUCUUACAGCAGAGACAGACUGUCGAUAUGUGGCUUGGAGGAGAAAGAAACUGUAUUUGCUGUUUGCUAAACACCGUUUCAUCUCACGUCUGUUUUCAAUUUUAAUUGGGAAUGACAUUGCUGAUAAACUAUAUGCCUUGAAUGACAGAGUGCACGUAGGAAAAGGACUUCGAUACGACAUCCGGUUACCAAACUUCUACCAAGUGGCAGUACCAGGGACACCCAAAGUGCAACCUGCAGAACAACUUGUGAGCAAUUCAAGACAAAAGUUCACUAACUUUGGAAACUGUGACUCUUCUAAAAAAUAAUACACACAAAAAAUGCUAAAUUAAAUAGGGAAAUACAAGUUGUUAACAGGAAAAUCAAGCUGAACAAUACCUAGUAAAGCCAAACUUGAUUGAAAGUGCCAUUUACUUUAGUUAAAAUAACUUGCAUCCCUUUUCUCCCUGCUGAGCCAGCUGGUUGGCUUGUACAUUUUGACUAAUUAUGCAUUAUGAUUAAUUUCUUUUGUUGAUCUUAUUACUUUUACGGGGGGGAAUGAAUCAUGAGGGGAUGAAGCUUUAUUGUAAUUGUGGUGCCUUCUGUGGGUUUUUUUUUUUUUUAAGAUAUUUGCAUAGCGCUCUUGAUCAUAUUUAUUCCAACUUACUUGUCAUAAUGAAUUAUGGAAUCCAACAAGCAAGUUAUCUUAUCUUAUUUUGAGUUGCUUGUUACAUUCAUAAUUACAAUAUCUGAACCUGGUCUUUUUUUAAAACCAUCAGAAUCUUAGAGAAGAUUACUUUAAAAACAUUUUUUAACUCAGAUUGUCUUGUUUUCUUUUUUUAAAAAGGGAAGUGACAGAAUGAAUUUUUUCCAUUCAGUCCAUGAACAGUUGAUUUCUCUGAGGCUAUAGGAAAGAAGCAUUACAAAAAACACUAAUGUAAUUGCCGACGUGAAAAAAAAGUAAAGCAAUCAAUGUAAUUGCGGCAAAGUAUAUAACAGGAAAAAGAUUGUGUAGUGCUUUUAAUAGAAUGUGAUGCUAUAGUAACUAGACUUAAAAGGUGUAAGUGCCAAUCAUAAUGUAAAAUAAAUACUGUACAACAAUCCAUCACUAACACAUUAGAGUCCGAAUUUUACAGCAACCCUUUCAGCCAGGUUUGUCAUAAAGUGACACAAAUCAGUAAAUACAUGGGGCUACCAACAUAAAACAGCAAACUGUUCUUAGUAGUGAAGUACCCCUAUUCAGCUUGCAAAGUCACUUUUCUGUGCCUAUAAACUUUUUAAUUUAAAAUACAUCUUCUCCCUAGUAUGUGUGGGUGUCUUUAAUAGUUUAUGAGGAUUCAAGAUCAACAUUUGGUUGGGGAAAGCUAGUUUUAUACCUUUUCCAAUUGAUCUUGAGGUCAUUGUGCCUUUGGGGAAGAGGUGUUUGAAUGUCUUUCCUAACUUACUUCCUUGCUCUAUGCUUGAUGCAUGCCUGUAAUCAAAAAGGGAAAACCAUUACUAUUUUAUGAGACAAUAUUAAUGCUUGAUACAUAUCAAGGUAGAUUGCCUUUUUAAUAUUUAAAAUUUAAAAAAUUGCUCUAGGGCUUGGGAGGAAAAGUUAGUGCCUGCCUUUUUGCUUUUUUCUUUUCUUUUUUUUUAAACUAGAUCUUAUGAGUCAUUGGUGGAGGUUUAAAGCAGUUGCCACAGUGUCUACCUUUGAAGGUAAUCUUACUGUGUAAGAGAGAAACUCUUUCAAAAACACAUUCAUCCUGGAGCCUGAGUCAGUGGUUUUCAGUAAGAGUGGCUUUACAGAACAAACCAAAUAAAUCCAUGUAUUUUAAACAAAGUUAUUGCAAGUGAUGAAAAAAUGUAUAUAUUGUACAUCACUCAAUACAAAUAAAAGUAGCAUUGUACAAUGCAAGAACACAUUCUGCUUUUAGCUUUUGUCCAUUUUCUAGUGAGAUAGAUGUGUAGUGGUGCCAUGUGAUAUUGCAGAACUACUCGUGUAUAAUGGGGUAAUCCCAAAUUCAUGCUAAU
Messenger RNA from Chelonia mydas (Green sea turtle), 3635 nucleotides. RefSeq names its product popeye domain containing 3 (gene POPDC3). Bases 1037 to 1948 code for a protein of 303 amino acids. Gene Ontology annotation, cellular component: sarcolemma. NCBI's taxonomy places the organism in Eukaryota, Metazoa, Chordata, Testudines, Cheloniidae. Gene Ontology annotation, molecular function: cAMP binding. The record is from RefSeq and is a predicted model, not a curated record. The transcript has 4 exons.